ACGCGUUUCGAUGCUUUUUGUUUUUGUCAACGAUAAACAUAAACAUCUAAAGUCACUUUCAGCAAAAGUAUCUUAUCGCCUCGAGUCAUGUAUUUAUGCGUCAAGACGUUCUGCGCGUAGUUUGGUCAAAGUGGGCCAAUCACAGUCGUUUGUGCUGGUCGUUUGUCCAAUGGGCAGAGAGAGCGAUGCGCGGCCGGACAAUCAGGAAGUAAAAUGUCAGAUGGAGCAUCUGUCGGCGGCGCACACGCGCUUUUCUCUCAGUCUCUUCCAGAAGAUCUCUGAAGGGAACGCGUCCGCGAAUGUCUUCUAUUCUCCUCUCAGCAUCUCCGCGGCUCUCUCGAUGCUGUCGCUCGGAGCCGGAGGAAACACGGCAUCUCAGAUGUCCCGGACCUUGCAUUUUCCUGAAGCAGAGGGUGAAAUCCAUGCUGGAUUCACUAAACUCCUGAGCGAGAUCAACCGAGCUGGAGCUCCGUACGCGCUGAGUCUGGCCAGCCGCCUCUAUGGAGAGCAGUCGUACUCGUUCAUCGAGAAAUUUCUCAGUGACACAAAAACACUGUAUGAGGCUGAACUGGAGACUGUGGACUUCAUCAGUAAUGCAGACGCGGCUCGUCUCAACAUCAACACCUGGGUGGAGAAACAGACACAAGAGAAGAUCAAGGAUCUGCUGGCCGAGGGCGACGUGGAUUCGCUGACCAGACUGGUGCUGGUGAACGCCAUCUACUUUAAGGGCAGCUGGGAGCGGAAGUUCACCGAGGAACACACCAGAGAGCAGCAGUUCAAGAUCAACAAGAAUGAAUCGAAGCCAGUGCAGAUGAUGUUUCAGAAGGCCAAGUUUCCUCUGGUCUUCAUUCCUGAUAUGAACUGUCAGAUUCUGGAGCUGCCGUAUGCUGGGAAAGACCUCAGUAUGCUGAUCAUGCUUCCCAACGCCAUGGAGGACGACACCACCGGCCUGCAGAAGCUGGAGAGCGCGCUGACCUACGAGAACUUUGUGGAGUGGACCCGACCUGACAUGAUGGAUCUUCUGGAAGUGGAAGUGUCUCUGCCCAGAUUCAGAAUGGAGGAAACUUAUGACAUGAAGGCUCUCCUGGUUGGCCUGGGAAUGGUGGAUGCGUUUGACUCGCAGAGAGCCGAUUUCUCCGGCCUGUCCCCGAACAACGAUCUGGUGCUGUCUAAGGUGGUGCAUAAGUCCUUUGUUGAAGUGAACGAGGAGGGGACGGAGGCCGCUGCAGCCACCGGCGCCAUCAUGAUGAUGCGCUGCCUGAUGCGUCCAGAGCGCUUUCACGCCGAUCACCCGUUCCUCUUCUUCAUACGCCACAAUCCCUCCAAGAGCGUUCUGUUCUACGGACGCGUCUGCUCUCCUUGAGCUCCCGGCGCUCCACCACACGGCCGUGCAGGUUUCUGACGGGUUUGAGCCGUUUUUGAGUCAUAAUACCAGUGAAAUUUAGAUCGGUGCGCUUUCGACGGUUUCAGUUGAAAGUCCAUUUUGACCUGCGCUUUACUGCCUUUAUUCCUGAGUGCCUGUGUUGUUUCCUCAAUUGAAUCAUCUGGAGUCAAAUCCAGAGCGUUUAUGCAUUUACUGUACAGGUGCAUGCAGCAUUAUGAAUAAACAACUUGCAACUGUUCAAAAAUAAAAUGAAACCUGUCUUCAGCU
Messenger RNA from Onychostoma macrolepis, 1651 nucleotides. It is a transcript of the gene serpinb1l3, whose product is annotated as serpin peptidase inhibitor, clade B (ovalbumin), member 1, like 3. Gene Ontology annotation, molecular function: serine-type endopeptidase inhibitor activity. Gene Ontology annotation, biological process: negative regulation of endopeptidase activity. Bases 11 to 1363 code for a protein of 450 amino acids. The record is from RefSeq and is a predicted model, not a curated record. NCBI's taxonomy places the organism in Eukaryota, Metazoa, Chordata, Actinopteri, Cypriniformes, Cyprinidae. The transcript is spliced from 7 exons.